Pogoniulus pusillus (Red-fronted tinkerbird) is the source of this 1287-nucleotide messenger RNA. RefSeq names its product ADP ribosylation factor like GTPase 15 (gene ARL15). The record is from RefSeq and is a predicted model, not a curated record. Gene Ontology annotation, molecular function: GTPase activity; GTP binding. The transcript has 8 exons. NCBI's taxonomy places the organism in Eukaryota, Metazoa, Chordata, Aves, Piciformes, Lybiidae. Bases 374 to 1015 code for a protein of 213 amino acids.
GGCGGCGGCUUUGACAGUGCCGGCGGGGCAGUGCCGGCGCUCCCCGGACCCGGUGCCGGCCGAACCUCCCUCUGCCUCGCACCUUGCUGCGGCGCCCCAGCGCCCCGUGCCGCCGAGGCCAGUUGUGCAGCAGCAGGAAGCACGGCUCCCGGUGACGGCGGGACUCCCGGUGGCCCAGCGCUGCUGUCAGCUGAGUGGGCACCCGUGGCCUCGGAGACCGCGGCAGCGCGGCGCCCAGCACCAGCCAGUCCAUGGAUUACCUGAAAGCAACAAUAAACUAAAUUCGUAGUCCGUCCUCAGCCUCUCUGGGUGACUGCAGAAGACAUAGAAUUGUGGCAUCACAACAGAUUGGAAGUUGAGCCGGUUGAGGACUAUGUCUGAAUGUAUCCAGCUCUCAUUUGCUGUUUGUAGAAUUGGCAUGUACACGUGUUUUAGAGCACUUUGCUGCAAGGGACCACCACCACCAAGACCUGAAUAUGACUUGGUUUGCAUAGGUCUCACUGGUUCUGGCAAGACAAGUCUUCUGUCACAGCUUUGCAGUGAAAGCCCGGAGAACAUAGUGUCUACCACAGGUUUUAGUAUAAAAGCGGUGCCGUUCCAGAAUGCCAUCUUGAACGUAAAAGAACUUGGAGUUCCUAUUGUUGUCUUGAAAGGGGCUGACAAUAUCAGGAAAUACUGGAGUCGUUACUACCAAGGAUCCCAAGGGGUAAUAUUUGUGUUAGACAGUGCCUCCUCUGAAGAUGAUCUAGAAACUGCUAGGAAUGAACUGCAUUCUGCUCUACAGCACCCACAGUUAUGUACUUUGCCGUUUUUAAUACUGGCCAAUCAUCAAGACAAGCCAGCAGCUCGCUCCAUACAAGAGAUAAAAAAAUACUUUGAACUUGAGCCACUCGCACGUGGAAAGCGCUGGAUUCUUAAACCCUGCUCCUUGGAUGAUAUGGAGGCAGUAAAAGACAGCUUCUCCCUUCUAAUAAACUUGCUAGAAGAGAGAGACUUCGAGCCUUCAAGAAUGUGAAAGAGCAGAGAGAAGAGUGGCUCUCCAGGCAUCGCUGUACCUGCACAUUCUGCUGACAGCUCGUGAUAUGUUGCCCAUGCACAGUUAGUGCAGAGUGUCCCUUUUCUGAAAUAAAUACCCUGUGCACCAGGUACACAGCUGUUUCCAGUGGAGUUUUCCACACUACUGAACUGGGAAGUUCCUCUCUGUGCACCAGGUACACAGCUGUUUCCAGUGGAGUUUUCCACACUACUGAACUGGGAAGUUCCUCUCUGUGCACCAGGUACACAGCU